Molecule: messenger RNA, 1770 nt
Organism: Candidozyma auris
Lineage: Eukaryota; Fungi; Ascomycota; Pichiomycetes; Serinales; Metschnikowiaceae
Gene: ADE17
Product: bifunctional phosphoribosylaminoimidazolecarboxamide formyltransferase/IMP cyclohydrolase
Exons: 1
Coding region: 1-1770 (589 amino acids)
Biological process (GO): 'de novo' IMP biosynthetic process
Cellular component (GO): cytosol
Molecular function (GO): IMP cyclohydrolase activity; phosphoribosylaminoimidazolecarboxamide formyltransferase activity
Source: RefSeq, a predicted model, not a curated record
AUGGCUCAUUCAAAAACUGCCAUUUUGUCGGUUUACGAUAAAACCGGAUUGUUGGACUUGGCCAAAGGUUUGACCGCUGCCAAUGUCAGAAUUUUGGCCUCUGGUGGAACUGCCAAGUUGGUUCGCGAGGCAGGUUUCCCUGUUGAAGACGUUUCCUCCAUCACCCAUGCUCCUGAGAUGUUGGGGGGUAGAGUGAAGACUUUGCACCCAGCCGUACACGGUGGUAUUUUGGCCAGAAACUUGGAAAACGACGAAGCUGACUUGGCCGCUCAGGGUAUUGAGAAGGUUGACUACGUUGUCUGCAACUUGUACCCAUUCAAGGAGACCGUUUCCAAGGUCGCCGUCACUGUUGAUGAAGCAGUUGAGGAAAUUGACAUUGGUGGUGUCACUUUAUUGAGAGCCGCCGCCAAAAACCACGCUAGAGUGACCAUCUUAUCUGAUCCUAAAGACUACCCUGUCUUUUUGGAGGAAUUAAAGUCCGGUGAAAUUUCUGCUGAUACCAGAAACAGAUUGGCUCUCAAGGCUUUUGAGCACACUGCUGAUUAUGAUGUUGCCAUUUCUGAUUUCUUCAGAAAGCAGUACUCUGAGAACGUUUCUCAAUUGCCCUUGAGAUAUGGUGCCAACCCCCAUCAGAAGCCUGCCCAGGCUUUCGUUCCUCAGGGCGAAUUGCCAUUCAAGGUUUUGUCUGGCUCUCCUGGUUACAUCAAUUUGUUGGACGCUUUGAACUCAUGGCCCUUAGUUAAGGAGUUGUCUGCAUCCUUGAACUUGCCGGCUGCCGCUUCUUUCAAGCACGUGUCUCCUGCUGGUGCUGCAGUUGGUUUGCCUCUUUCCGACGUUGAGAAAAAGAUUUACUUCGUCGAGGACAUUGAGAACUUGUCUCCAUUGGCCAACGCUUACGCCAGAGCCAGAGGAGCCGACAGAAUGUCUUCUUUUGGAGACUGGAUUGCGUUGUCGAACAUCGUUGACCUCCCAACUGCCCAAAUUAUUUCCAAAGAGGUCUCCGACGGUGUCAUUGCUCCAGGCUAUUCUGAGGAGGCUUUGGAAAUCUUAAGGAAAAAGAAGGGUGGUAAAUACUGUAUCUUGCAGAUUGAUCCAAACUUCACUCCCGAUGCUAUUGAGUCUAGACAAGUAUAUGGUAUAACUUUGCAACAGAAGAGAAAUGACGCAAUCAUCAAGGGUUCCUCCUUCAAGGAGAUUGUCUCCUCAAACAAGGAAUUGACUGAGCAAGGCACAGUUGACUUGACUGUUGCUACAAUUGCAUUGAAGUACACUCAAUCCAACUCUGUCUGCUAUGCUAAAAACGGUAUGGUGAUUGGUUUGGGUGCUGGUCAGCAGUCGAGAAUUCACUGCACCAGAUUGGCUGGUGAGAAGGCCGACAACUGGUGGUUGAGACAGCACCCUAAAGUGUUGGGCUUUCAGUGGGCCAAGGGUGUCAAGAGACCGGACAAGUCCAACGCUAUCGACUUGUACGUCACCAAUCAGAUUCCUAAGAGUGAACCUGAAAAGAGCGAGUACGAGUCCAAGUUCGCCGAGGUUCCUGCCCCAUUGACCGAGGAAGAGAGACAGGAGUGGAUGAACAAGCUAAACGGUGUCGCUUUGUCAUCAGACGCUUUCUUCCCAUUCCCAGACAAUGUGCACAGAGCCGCCAGAUCGGGUGUGAAGUUCGUCGCUGCUCCUUCUGGUUCUGUAAUGGACAAGGCAGUAUUUUCUGCCGCGGACUCUUACAACAUGGUGUACGUUGAGAACCCUAUCCGUUUGUUCCACCAUUAA